GCAGAGGAGUGAGAGGGCGAGGAAAGACGGGAGCCAGGAGGUGUGCUGUGUUACUGCUGCUGAGACUCCAGACUCCUGCAUGCGUCUGUGUUUCCUUUCUUCGUUCUCUGCCAGGAGACUGCUUUAAAGCCCUGAGCAGCUCUUUCCUGCUCCACCACCAAACAGGCCUGCGCUCUGUACACAUCUGCACACCAAACCUUUCACCGCAGCUUUCUACAAACCAAAGCAUUCUACACACCAAAGUUUUAUACACAUUUUUUUUCAGACUCCACGGCUACUGGAAGGAACCAACCAGAACUAAUUUCUUUAAGCUCUCAGAGACUCUACAAGACAGACUGACUCCAACUGAGACUUCUUCUACACCUGAGGACUGUUGUUGGAUGUUCUGUGUUGUUGCCCGUCUAGCAAAUGCAAGUCAUCUGUUAGCUGACGGUUCUGACUGGUCUGUGUGAGAGACUGGGGGUGGCCUGGGGCCUUUUGUGCUUCACUGAAACAGGAGUUGGGCCAUUUGGCCUGCAACCUUUUCCUUGUUUUGUUGGUGCAAGCAGAGUAACUGAGGAAGCUUCUCUUGCCUUCCUAGAGCUGGGGUCAGGUUCCACUGCCAGUGCUGGUCUUGGUAUAUCUGGUUCAAGUCUGGUUUAAGCUGUAGGCUGAUUUAGUCCGGUCCUGCUUCUGAGUGUAGUAAGACGAUGAGGGGGGCAUUGUUGGGUUUGUUGGUGUCUCUGGCCCUCUGUUGCUGUGUUCUAGGCUGGGAUGGAGGUGUAGAGGGACAGGACACCACAGGUGUCCAGACACAGGUGAGACAGGCUGGACCUGUGGAACAUGGGAGAGAGUGGGAGGAAGAGAGAGAGGACGUUAUGAUGGACGACCCUGGUACGGAGGUGGAGGAGAUCAAACCAAAGAAGAAGAAAUCCAUAGAGGAGGUGGAGGCAGCCAGGGCAAAGAAAGCCGCAGAGAAGGAGGCCAAAGCCAAGAAGCAGAAAGCCAACAAGGCGCCCAAAGCCCCGAAACCCACUAAAAAAUCCAAAGCCACCAAGGCACCCAAGAAGCUCAAGGCCACCAAGGCACCUAAAGCCACCAAGGCACCUAAGGUCACAAAGCCCAAAGCUACCAAGGCCUCCAAGACAACAGCAUGGAAGGAGGAGGGGGUGAAGCCGGUGACCAGAAGACCCAGUCUGGAAGAGGAUGAGGAGAAACUCCUGAUUGAGUUGGGCUGGGACAGACUAGACAGCAGACCCUCGGGACACACACCUCUCUCUGCUGGCUCCAAGACCCUGACAGAGCAUGGUCAAGAUUACUGGGACACCAAGCUGGACAGAGAGAGGACUACCACUGAGGUCAUCAUGUAUGUAUCAGAGGAAACCACAGUGCCCUGGUACGAAGAGUAUGAUUAUGCAGACUUGGCAGCUAAACAACUUGAGGAGGAGGCAGAGAAAGCUCGCAAGGAGAAGGAGGAAAAAGUGAAGCGGCUGAGGAAGAAGUGGGAGGAGGAAGAGGAGGAGAGGCUGAGGAAGAUCCCAGUACAUGCCGAACCCAAGAAAUGCCCUCCUCUAGGUUUGGAGUCCCAUCGUGUUGACGAUGACCAGCUGCUGGCCUCUUCUCAGUCUCACCACGGCUUCUCUGCUCAGCGGGGCAGGCUCAACAUGCAGAGCUCUGGUAAUGAGGAGGGUGUGUACGGGGGUGCGUGGUGUGCUGAGCCAGAGGAGAAGAACCACUGGUUUGAGGUGGACGCUCGCAGAGAGGUGGAGUUCACUGGAGUCAUCGUACAGGGCAGGAACUCAGACACAGCGGAAGAUUUUGUGUCCACGUUCUACGUGUCCUUCAGUAAUGACAGUCGUGAUUGGACGGUGCUCCAUGAUGGCUAUGCUGAGUGGUUGUUCUAUGGGAAUGUGGAUAGGGACUCUCCAGUGAUGGUGCAGUUUGAUUGGCCAACCGUGGCACGUUACAUCCGUGUCCUUCCCCAGAGCUGGAACGGCAGCCUGUGUCUCAGAGUUGAGGUCAUGGCCUGCCAACUGACCAGCAGCUUCCGUAGUGAGAAUGAGGUCAACCCCACAGACAACCUUGACUUCAGACACCACAACUAUAAGGACAUGAGACAGAUGAUGAAGGUGAUAAAUGAGGAGUGUCCUAACAUCACUAGGAUCUAUAACAUUGGGAAGAGCUCUGCAGGCCUGAAGAUGUAUGCCAUGGAGAUCUCUGACAACCCCGGGGAACACCAGACAGGUGAGCCGGAGUUCCGCUACACGGCGGGUCUCCAUGGUAAUGAGGCACUGGGGCGGGAGCUGCUCCUCCUGCUGAUGCAGUUCAUGUGUAAGGAGUAUAAUGAGAACAACCCCAGAGUGCGCCGCCUGGUGGAGGGAGUGAGAAUACACCUGGUUCCCUCACUCAACCCAGACGCCUACGAACUGGCCUACGAGAUGGGCUCUGAGAUGGGGAAUUGGGGUCUGGGCCACUGGACUGAGGAGGGAUACGAUAUCUUCCAGAACUUCCCGGACCUCAACAGUGUUCUAUGGGGGGCAGAGGACAGAGGCUGGGUCCCACGCAUUGUACCUAAUCACCACAUCCCACUCCCAGAGAACUUCCUCAAUGGCUCGGUUGCCCUGGAAACCAAAGCCAUUAUUAACUGGAUGGAGCGGACCCCAUUUGUGUUGGGAGCCAAUUUGCAGGGUGGAGAGAAAGUGGUGGCGUACCCGUUUGACAUGCAGCGACCUCCAAAGGCUACAGGGACUUUGGGGUCUCGGCGUGAGUUGAGACCCGGUGUGAACCAUGAGAUGAAUGAGGAAACGUGGGCCCGGAUGCAGCGUCAGAAUGGGGACACGCUACGAGAGACGUCUGACGACACCAUGUUCCGCUGGCUGGCCAUGUCGUACGCCCACAGCCACCUGACCAUGACGGAGACCCAGCGGGGCUCCUGCCACACAGACGACAUCUCUGGGGGACAGGGCAUCAUCAACAGGGCCAAUUGGAAACCUGUGGUGGGAAGUAUGAAUGACUUCAGCUACCUGCACACUAACUGCUUUGAGCUGUCUGUCUUCCUGGGCUGUGACAAGUUUCCUCAUGAGAGUGAGCUGCCUCUGGAAUGGGAGAACAACCGGGAGGCACUACUGUCCUUCAUAGAACAGGUGCAUCGUGGGAUAAAGGGCAUAGUGAGGGACAUGGAGGGUAAACCCCUGGCCAACGCCACCAUUUCUGUGGACGGCGUCAAACACGAUGUCAAGACUGCUGCGGCUGGUGACUACUGGCGGUUGUUGAACCCCGGGGAGUACCGUGUGACGGCUCGCGUCGAUGGCCACACGCUCCAGACCCGGCUGUGCAUUGUGGGCUACGACUCCGGAGCCACCCCCUGUAGCUUCACCCUGGCCAAGUCCAACUGGGACCGAAUUAAGCAGAUUAUGGUCCUCCACGGCAAGAGGCCCAUACGGCUUGUUACCAAAGCACCCCCCCGGGUAGGAAGUGACAUCAGCGGCGGGUCAGUUGGCAGCGUAGACGCAACAAAGACGGGCGCCACUGGCGGGAUGGGCGGGACGUCGGCCAACUCCCAUAAUGCAGAGCGUCUCCGGCGGUUACGGCUGAUGCGCCUGCGCAAGAUGCACCAGCAGAGACUCAGGUAUAACUUCUCCACCACCACGCCCGUUGCCACGACGACCACCACGGCGGCCCCCACAACGACGGCGGAGCUGGAGACAGAGAGCACUACUUCCUGGUAUGACUCGUGGUUCCCUGUGGAGAGUUCGUACACAGAGCCCACACCUGCCGAGGUCUUCACAGAGAUCCAGGAGUCAGAGCCUACACAGGACUACACCUUUGAGUACAAGUUUGAAGAUUACUAAGGUGAAUUUAAUUAAAUUGCUAAAGUAACAAAUUACAGUUUUUAAAAACACAAUCAUAAAGGCAUUAUUCAAAUUGUGUGAAAUUGAAAACAUAUUUAAUUCUUUGCAGAGCUGAAAGAAAAUAUAGCAUUUAAAAAAAACGCUUUUUAAAAAUAAUACUUUCUCUGUGCUCUUCCAUUUAUGUCUCAUGAUGGUCUGUAUUCUGAUAUAUUUUUGUAAUGCUCACACAUAGAUCAGAGAAUAGUCUACAUUCUCUCUCUGCAGAGCAGGGAGUUAACAGCAUGUUUUUCAUAUUAUUUACUUAAGCAAGCCUAUUCUGAGACGUAGAUAUAGGGUGCUUCAUAUGUUUCACAAUAAAAGAGUAUAAACAGGUUAUUUGACACACGCUGAAGUCAUGCUUUGCCUCCACGUGGAUUCUUAUGCUUGGUUAGAUAUGAUUACUAAUAUCUAUGGAAACUGCGGUGUGUUUGUAUUAUUACAUUAAAAGUGUUCACA
Messenger RNA from Oncorhynchus nerka (sockeye salmon), 4325 nucleotides. Its product is annotated as adipocyte enhancer-binding protein 1-like. Gene Ontology annotation, biological process: negative regulation of transcription by RNA polymerase II; peptide metabolic process; protein processing. NCBI's taxonomy places the organism in Eukaryota, Metazoa, Chordata, Actinopteri, Salmoniformes, Salmonidae. Bases 690 to 3830 code for a protein of 1046 amino acids. The record is from RefSeq and is a predicted model, not a curated record. Gene Ontology annotation, molecular function: metallocarboxypeptidase activity; RNA polymerase II transcription regulatory region sequence-specific DNA binding; DNA-binding transcription repressor activity, RNA polymerase II-specific. The transcript has 20 exons.